AUGGGUACUCAUACGAUUCAUCGUGCUAUCGGUCACCGUGAUCCAUUGUCGUUUCCUCGUUUCGAAUCAGACGAAACAUUCAACGGCAAAGUUCAAUGUCAGAAACAUCCUUACACUACACAGACUCAUGAAGCACAACGAGAUGAACCAUGGAAUCGUUUAUAUUCGACUGCUACACUGUCCAGUGGUCGACAUGAAAUUUAUACAACCGAUCCAAAAGCUCCAAGCGACAGUCUAGAUUUCUUAUUAAAAGCCACUUAUGAUCAGCAUCAAGAAACAUUCGCAAAUAAAGCAAAAACGUCUGUACAGAAAGAAACAAUAUCUGAUGAUCAUGGACGCAUAUUGAAAAACAGAGUUGUUUAUAAGGCAGAAGUACCACCUGAAUUAAAUCAUCCAUUGAGAAUAGCUGACAGUAGUCGAAAAGAACAUAUUGCUGAACCAAAACAAGCGAUACAGGGUAUACAUUCAAUGUUAACAAAUCGUGGUUAUGCACGAAAUCAUCUUGGCUCAUUUUUCGUUGCAUAG
This is a messenger RNA of Didymodactylos carnosus, 525 nucleotides long. The record is from the annotation of a GenBank genome assembly. Lineage: Eukaryota; Metazoa; Rotifera; Eurotatoria; Philodinida; Philodinidae.